Salvia hispanica is the source of this 2258-nucleotide messenger RNA. The record is from RefSeq and is a predicted model, not a curated record. Lineage: Eukaryota; Viridiplantae; Streptophyta; Magnoliopsida; Lamiales; Lamiaceae.
UUCCUCUUCUUCAUCAGGCCACAGGUAUGGUUGGAGUUGCCCUAACUCUCUUUUGCAGAAGGGCUUCGGAAUGUCUUUUUGCCUUAUACUCAGCUAGGGUUUUCGAGAAAGAAGAUGGAUGGCAUUGAUAAUUGAGUGGAUCAUCCAUUUCAUGUAGAAUCAAUGGAGCUAGUGUCUCUUAACAGUGAGCCGGUGUUUGGGGAAGGCGAUGAAUACGAAGACGGAGACUGUUCAGUUACGGGAAACUGUGACAAACCUGACUCAGUGCACCUGGAAAGGGAAUUCCUUCUGCCUGUGGUGGGAUUGGAGUUUGAGUCUUUUGAUGAAGCAUAUGAUUUCUACAAUGUUUAUGCUAAGGGACAGGGAUUUGGGGUUAGGGUUAGCAAUUCAUGGUUCCGGUCAAAAACAAGGGAGAGGUAUAGGGCGAAACUCAGCUGCAGCAGUGCUGGUUUCAAGAAAAAGAGUGAAGCGAACAAUCCACGGCCGGAGACCAGAACGGGCUGUCCUGCAAUGGUCAUCAUCAAGCUUGUGGAUGCUCAUAGGUGGAGGAUAGUCGAGGUUGAGCUUGAUCACAACCAUCCAUUGAGCCCGGAGAGUAUGCGAUUCUAUAAAUCACACAAAAAGAUGAUUCUUGCUGCCAAGAAAGCGCUGCCGUCUGGACCUGUUAGAGAAGUACACACGAUUAAGCUAUACCGGACUGCAGUAGCGGAUGGUUUGUGUAAGGCGGAUACGAGAAACGAAAGGAACACGAUGGACAAUUCGAAGCAUCUAAUCCUCAAAGAAGGGGAUUCACUUGGAGCAUAUAACUACUUUUGUCGUAUGAAGCUGACGAAUCCAAACUUUUUUUAUUUGGUGGACCUUGAUGACGACGGGCGCUUGAGAAAUCUGUUCUGGGCCGAUGCCCGGUCCAGGAUUGCAUAUAACUACUUCUCUGACACCAUCAUGAUUGACACAACAUGCUUGACUAACAAGUUUGAGAUACCUUUGAUUUCCUUCGUGGGAAUAAAUCACCAUGGAGAAUCUGUUCUAUUGGGAUGUGGCGUACUCGGAGAUGAAUCAGUGGAGUGUUUUGUUUGGAUGUUUAGGACAUGGCUGACUUGUAUGCUGGGGAAACAUCCACAAGUUAUUGUUACUGAUCAGUCGAAACAUUUGCAUAUAGCAGUUUCUGAGGUUUUUCCACAGGCUUGUCAUUGUUAUUGUUUAUCUUAUAUCAUGCUUCGUGUUCCUGAGAAAUUGGGUGGACUAAAUGGGUUUGAAGUUAUCAAGAGGCGAUUCAGUAAAGCGGUUUUUGGUUCCCUGACAAUAUCCGAGUUUGAAACUUUCUGGGGGGAGAUGAUCAGUCAGCACAGCCUGAGGGAGAAUAAAUGGCUACAAGCAUUGUAUGAAGAUCGUCAAAGGUGGGCACCGGUAUACCUAAAGGACACUUCUUUCUUUGGGAUGCUCCCAAUCAGUGAGGGCGAGGGAACAACUCCGACUUUUGAUGGUUAUGUACACAAGCACACAUCCUUGAAGGAGUUCCUUGACAAGUAUGAUAUGGUGCUACAAAGAAAAUAUUUGAAAGAAGCAAUGGGAGAUGUUGAGUCCAGAAAUCUAGCCUCUGAACUGAAAACAGGAUCGAAUUUUGAGCUGCAGCUGUCGAAGGUGUACACGAAGGGAAUGUUUGAAAAAUGUCAGAUUGAAGUUGAGGGCAUGUAUUCUUGCUUCAACAUAAAGCAAGUAGCUAAAAACGGCCCGAUUCUGACUUUUGUUGUCGAACAGCGACAGGAAGCCGAAGCAAAUGAGAAGGACGUUAGACAUUAUGAAGUUCUUUAUGAGACAACACAGGUUGAAGUACGAUGCAUUUGUGGGCUUUUCAAUUUCAAAGGCUAUUUGUGCAGGCAUGCAUUAAGUGUCCUUAGUCACAAUGGUGUAGAAGAAAUACCAUCUCAAUGCAUUCUACGCCGUUGGAGUAAAGAUUACAAGCGCAAAAUUCUCUCAGACAGUGCCAUCGGUGAGGACAGUCCUUGGCAGUGGCAUGAAAAUCUAUUCCGGCGCUCCCUACAAGUUGUCGAGGAGGGGGCUCAAUCGGAAGAUCAUUAUGAAGCCAUGAUGCAAGAAAUGAACUCUUUGCUGACUGAAGUUAGUGUAAUGGACAAGAAUUAGUAUAUAUGCAAUAGCUGAUGUGUAGUAUAUAGGAGUAUGUUUUUGUGGUGUGUUGUUUCCUAAUCUUACUUGGAUAUAUACUAUUCCAUUGUUAGUAUCUCAAUUUUACAUAAUAA